CUGGCAGUUGUAGAGAGAGUUGAAGGCGACAGCCCCGCGUCAUUUGGUGAGGGAACGGCUUCCACGACUGAUAAGGCCGCCAGGCAAGCGUGGAUCACGGGGUGGAGGCGCACAUUCGAUCAUCUUUCGGAUAUCUAAGCCAGUCCGUCAGGGCAGUUCCUGUCGUCAUCCUGGCACGUGGAUGUCGUGCACUCAUCCAAAUGACCAAUGCGGAUGAUACCGUCUGGUUGUCAUCGAGCUGGGCCGCCUUUGCUGAAAAUGGUUACUGUCUACCGCUUGGUGCAGCACCCACAUUUUCUGCACUCUAUCUAGUUACUGCUGUUGACCCUGCAAACCAUGCAAAGUGCUUAUCUCAGCCGGGCCGGGUCCCAUGUUCAGACAAACCCAACAAUCAUUGCAAACUGCACAAACAGAAUUCAUAUCCUCACGACAUUCGGGAAUAUCGAGGCCGCAGGUGGUCCCAUACUGUGCCUCGGAGCCGAUGAUCUGAACAAAUCCUCCAUUACCAAAUCCCUACCCACUACUGGCUCUAGACCAUAGGUGGAGCUCGGAGGGAACAACAACCGGUCGAUUCUCGACAGGCACAAUACCUGGCACCACCUGAUCUUUGGCAGAUCAGCCAAUUCCAUCUACUCUGCAACAAUGGCUGUUCCCCGGCCAUAUAUGCCUCUUCGGAGGUCGCUCUGUCAAUUCUCAUCUCGAUCCUGUCGCACACCUCGCAAUCUCUCAGCGCCCUUUCGCAGAUACUCUUCGGAACAGAAACCCCCUUCCGAACCCAAGCCAUUCACUGUCUGGAGACCAUACCUACGGCUGGCCAUUGGUGUGCCCUUCAUCGGUGCUUUGGUGUAUUCCAUGGUAGGCUUUACCCACCAUGCACUUUGCGCGAAUGUCUUAAUCUGACUAUAUUCAAU
Aspergillus neoniger CBS 115656 is the source of this 911-nucleotide messenger RNA. RefSeq lists its product as uncharacterized. The transcript is spliced from 5 exons. Bases 201 to 485 code for a protein of 94 amino acids. The record is from RefSeq and is a predicted model, not a curated record. NCBI's taxonomy places the organism in Eukaryota, Fungi, Ascomycota, Eurotiomycetes, Eurotiales, Aspergillaceae.